Molecule: messenger RNA, 1389 nt
Organism: Didymella exigua CBS 183.55
Lineage: Eukaryota; Fungi; Ascomycota; Dothideomycetes; Pleosporales; Didymellaceae
Exons: 5
Coding region: 1-1389 (462 amino acids)
Source: RefSeq, a predicted model, not a curated record
AUGGCUAUAUCACCAGCAGACGCGAGAAGUGACCCCAGGAACGCACAUCUCCCUUCGGUCAACCAUCCGGAGACAAUCUUGGGGACCACAAUUACAUUUCUUUCACUCGCCAUCAUUGCUGCAAGUCUGCGGUUGUGGAGCCGCUUCCGAGACCGUCUCUGGGGCUGGGAUGAUGCCUUUCUCUUCCUUGCUGCACUCGCCAGCAUAGCUGGAGACAGUAUGGUUUGCCUAAUGCCGUACGAUGGACUCGGGCUCCACUUCUACACGCUCAGUGCGGGUGACAGAAAAUCGUACUUCAAGCACGUGUGGGCAAGCAAUGCCGCCUAUUGCGCUAGCACUGCCUUUAUCAAACUGGCCAUCUUGUUCCAAUACUUGCGCCUGUUUGCCGAGACGGCUACUUCGAUCGCUUCGCCACAGUACCGACUGGCAAGGAAAUGCACCUGGGCCGUCCUCAUCUUCUCUGCUGUAUGGGGCUUUAUAUUCUUCGUGCUUGCGCUGUUCCCUUGCCGGCCAGUUGCAAAGAACUGGAACUACACCUUGAAGGGCAAGUGUGUGGGCUGGGGUUCCAAAGUCCCGGCCGAGUUCUUCGCCAUGUGGGCGGCGCAUGCCGCGUCAAACAUGUUACUCGAUAUCAUAGUUUUGCUCCUGCCGUUGCCCUUCCUCGGGAUGCUGCGGCUUGCGGGUAAGAGCAGAGUGGGACUGAUCACUCUCUUCGCGAUGGGCGGGGUCGCCGCUGCAGUAUCGAUAGGCCGCAUGAUAGUCCUCUGCAUCAACCGCGCCGGCACCAUCCCCAUCCUCGACAUGACCUACCACCUGCCCGUGUUGUACAUCUUCAGCGUCCUCGAAGUCAACAUCGCCAUCCUAUGCGCCUCGAUCCCCAUCUUCUGGCCCAUCAUCAGCUCCUUCGCGACCAACAAGAUCCUCGUCGUCAACGAAAUCGUCGUCCGCGUCGAAGAAUACCCAAAGACCAGCAUGGACGGGCAAUCCGGCAUCGGCCUCGCAGACCAGGCCGCAUUCAAGAGUGCCCCCGGGUCGCCCCGCGCGCCGCAGCCCAGCCACCUCAGCACAAUCGCGCGCACCUUCGACCGGCGCCCGAGCCGCGACUCGCUCGCAGGCGCGAAGAUGCACAGGAGCAAAGGUAGCAUCGCGUCGAGCGUCGAAAAACCGUUCCCGAAGACGGACAACACUCACCGCGCCGGCCGCGCGAGCACAGAAUCCCAGCGCGUGCUGUGCACGCCCACGAGCCCCGAGUCGGACAACCUGGGCAAGAGCGACUAUGAUUGGUUUGCGGAGCUGGAUCGGGAUUGCGUGGGCAAGCGGACGACGACGCGCAUUGAAACGGGCGGGAAUCCGUUUAACACGUCAAGGCCGUCGGAGAAAGGCGUGUAG